AACGGUCGCUGCAAGCUUUAAAUAACAACUGGGGGCUGUUAUUUCCUAGCAAGGCAGGCGGAAGUUCAACAGGUGCGGAGCCUCCCUCCCAUUUGGAUCUACUGCUGGGGAAGGCAGCUGCUCCUGUUGAGUGUCUGCCUGCCGCUUCCCGGAUUUUGCAGAGCUUCCAAGGAACUGCAAUGGAGAAGUUGAAGCGGACGGUGGAGCAGGCCCGAGCUGCCUUCAAUACGGGCAAGACGCGUCCGUUGGCUUUCCGGAUCCAGCAGCUGAAAGCCUUGAAGAAGAUGAUGCAGGAGAAAGAGAAGGAGUUCUCCGCAGCCCUGAAGGCGGAUCUCAACAAGAGUGAAUUCAACAGCUUCAGCUACGAAUUUAUGAUCGUCCUGGGCGAGAUUGACCUGAUGCUGGAGAAGCUUCCCGACUGGGCCAGCCCUCAGGCCGUGGAGAAGACGGUCCUGACAUUGAGCGACAAGACCUACAUCCAUCGAGAGCCCCUGGGGGUGGUCCUGGUCAUCGGGGCGUGGAACUACCCCUUUGUCUUGGUCAUGCAGCCUCUGAUAGCAGCCAUCGCUGCCGGCAAUGCUGUCGUGGUCAAGCCAUCGGAGGUCAGCGAGAACACAGCCAAGAUGUUUGAAAAGCUGUUGCCUCAAUACCUCGACAAGGAUCUGUAUCCGGUGGUCAACGGAGGGGUGCCGGAGACGACGGAACUGCUGAAGCAAAGGUUCGACCACAUCUUCUACACGGGCAACAGCGCCAUUGGCAAAAUUGUCAUGGAAGCCGCCUCCAAGCAUCUGACCCCCGUCACUCUCGAGCUGGGCGGGAAGAGCCCUUGUUACAUCGAUGAGGACUGCAAUCUUGAGGUGGCUUGCAGGCGGAUUGCGUGGGGGAAGUACAUGAAUUGUGGCCAGACCUGCAUUGCGCCGGAUUAUAUCCUAUGCAAUCCAUCCAUUCAGAAGACCGUUGUGGAGAUCAUUAAAAAGACCGUCAAGGAAUUCUACGGCGAGAACGUUAAGGACUCCCCGGAUUACGAGCGGAUUGUGAACAAGCGUCAUUUCAAGAGACUGAUGGGCCUUUUGGAAGGACAGAAGGUGGCCUACGGGGGUGAAACGGAUGAGUCCGCCUGCUUCAUAGCUCCCACGAUCCUCACGGACGUCAAUCCGGAAGCCCAGAUCAUGCAGGAAGAGAUUUUCGGCCCCAUCCUGCCCAUCGUCACAGUGAAGGGGGUGGAGGAAGCCAUCCAGUUCAUCAACCAGCGCGAGAAGCCCCUCGCCCUCUACGUCUUCUCCGACAGCAACAAGGUCAUCAAUAAAAUGAUUGCCGAGACCUCCAGCGGCGGAGUGACCGCCAACGACGUCAUCAUGCACUUUUCCAUUCCAGGUUUACCUUUCGGAGGCGUUGGUAACAGUGGAAUGGGCGCCUACCACGGCCAUUUUGGCUUUGAUAUCUUUUCCCAUAAGCGCGGCUGCCUCAUCCGGACGUUCAAGAUGGAAGCCGUCAACGGUAUUCGGUACCCCCCGAACAGCCAGAAGAAGGUGGAUUGGGCUAAAUUCUUCGUCUUGAAGCGGUUCAGCAUGUGGAAGUUGGGCCUGGUUGCCCUCGCGGUGCUGGGCAUAGUGGCCGCCAUUGUGAUCAAGAAGGUCGCAAAAGGGGACUCUGGGACCGUCAUAAAUACGAGUCAGUUUCCAAGCGCCUGAAAUUUUCAUCACGUGACCAACGGGGAUGCGGGAGUUGUGGUACUUUUCUGAGAACGCAAUUCCGCAGAGGCUAUCGCACAACGUGGUGUUAAAAAGAGCUCUUCCAGGCAGUGUUUGUGUGUUUGCACAUGUGUGUAUGUGGCGGGUGGGGUAUCUUUUUCUAACACUUACUUACAAGAGUUAACGCAAUUUCUUCUUAAUCAUUAAACUCAAAAUAGGGGAAGCACCAAAGGUUGAUUUCUCGGGUGAGAGUAUAUCUUAUAUAUAUUCUUAUAUUUCUUCUCUCCGGGAAAGACAGUUUGCACCAAAGAAAAGGAAAACACAAGUUUCAAGAAAAAAUGAUUUAAGUUAGAGGAUUUAGGAAAAGGCCCCAAAGAUAUUUUUCUUACAGAGUCUUUUUUUAAAGCAAGCUUGUUCUGUUGUCAGGUGGAAAAAAAAAAUGAAGUUUUCGUUGCUUUUUGGGGAAAUAGCAGCUUCUGUUGAUUUUUUUUCCUUUUCUUUUCUUUGAAAGGAGCAAUUAAAACUUUUGCAUUUUACAGCCGUGUUAUGGCAGGGAACAAAAUGCAUUUGAACCCAAAAUUGUUUUGUUUUUUUUUAAAGUGCUUUUUUAAAAGCUCUGAGGGCCACUGAAUUUUGUCUUCCACAGAGAUAUUUCUGAUCUAUGCAUAGUGUUUCUCAAACUUGACAGCUGGACGAUGGGUGGACUUCCACUCCCAGAAUUCCCCAACCGACUUGGCUGGCUGAGGAAUUCUGGGAGUUGAAGUUCAUCCAUCUUAAAGCAUGCUGGCUGGGGAAUUCUGGGAGUGGAAGUUCAUCCAUUUUAAAGCAUGCUGGCUGGGGGAUUCUGGGGGUGGAAGUUCAUCCAUUUUAAAGCAUGCUGGCUGGGGAAUUCUGGGAGUGGAAGUCCACCCAUCGUCCAGCUGCCAAGCCUGAGAACUGUUACCCAAGGAAACGUCCAGAGGUUUGAGAGUGAUGUGUUAGGCCCAUAUGCUAUUCAUCAGAGGUGCAAUCUGGUUGUAUUACAAUUCCGGCCAUCCCCAGCCGAAAUAAGUUGAAAGUAAAUCUCCCUCACCACCACCUCGUAUUUACAGCUCAAAAAACUAGGGAAGGUCUCUGCAAAGAUGUUUUCCCCCACCAUCCUUAUUGCUGCUAUGGGUUUAGCAAUCUCUUUCUGACGGUUGCCUCAAUUGCAAACUCUUCUUCCUAUCUCCCAAGAUCAGUUCCGCAUCCCAUUAUCCUGAGCGUGCCCUAUGCAUCCCUCGGCCAUUGGUUCUUCAACCACCCUAGGUUUGAAACCAGCAGACAUCAAACAAACUAGGAUUAAUAGUGUAAGAAGUAAUCGCACACCCUCCUAAAAGAUUGAAAUACUUUGGGGAAUAUUAAAAGAGGCCAAAUAUUAUAUUUCCCGAAAGGAGAAAUGGAGAAACGUGUUUUUAAAGGCAGAAAGCAGCCUCAACAUCCUCCAGCAGAUGCCUGAAGUCUAGAGAGGGAUAUUUUGUGCCUAUUAAAAAAGACUGGGCCAAUCUAUUCACAAACAAAACACCUUCUGCUCCAAAUGAUGAGAUUAAGAAUUUAUAUCCCCCCCCACCCAAAUUCUAAGGACAGGACAGGCUCUUUAGAAUAUAAUAGGAUUAACCCACCACCAUUAGAAUAGUAAAAACACACCAAUCUCACUACAAUCCCCUGCAGCAUUUCAGAAAUGAAGAAAAAUCCUUGCAUUCAUCAAGUUAAUUUGUCAGCUGUCCCAGAACUGCAUUCUGUGCUUCUGAGUCCAAUAAAUGGAAUCCUCCUUUCCAAUCGGCUUCAAUUUUAUUUCCAGCAUUUUUCUUCUCGGUUUAGAACUGGACCGGAUUUUUUCCCCUAUAAUAGUAAGCAGCUGGACGGUUCAAACGAACACAGGAACUUACGUUUGAUGGACAAGAAGAGAAAAUUUUCCCAAUGCUGGAAGCUUGAGAGAUAAAACCUGAAGGCUGGCCUAAUCCUGGUUAGAUUAUGUUCAGUGUAUAAGGAGCAUUCUUGAGGUCCUAGAUAACAUCCUCAGAACUUUUUUGGACCAAACCAGAGCUAUUUGGCACAAGCCAAAUAAAUCCUAAAUUAAUUACCCCACCUGCUGCAUGGGUUCAUCUCUUUAAAUUAAAGGGCACCUCCCCCCCAAAAUGGCCACUGGUAUCUGCAGGGCAGUCAAAAAAAUUUAAAAUGGCGCCCCCCCAAACUUGUUGUCGAAGUUCCAUCCCACAUAAACAAGGAUGAAAUUUCUACUGGUAUGACAUGGCUGGGGCUCCCUCUUGACUUUUUUGACCUCCCUGGGGUCCACAUUUGUUUCCUAACUUUUUCUAACCUCCUUUUCUUGAUUCUUUUAAAGGCAUACAUUUAAAAAACAAUGUAAAAAAUUACUAUUAAAAGAUUUUUAUCUGGAAAUAUUA
Molecule: messenger RNA, 4114 nt
Organism: Pantherophis guttatus
Lineage: Eukaryota; Metazoa; Chordata; Lepidosauria; Squamata; Colubridae
Gene: ALDH3A2
Product: aldehyde dehydrogenase 3 family member A2
Biological process (GO): aldehyde metabolic process
Cellular component (GO): cytoplasm
Molecular function (GO): aldehyde dehydrogenase (NAD+) activity; 3-chloroallyl aldehyde dehydrogenase activity
Source: RefSeq, a predicted model, not a curated record